AAAACUCGAAGGCACAUAGUGAUGCAUCCUCAAUAAGUGAUGCUAGUUCAGCUAUUUCUAGUGACUCUGAUGUCGCAGCCAAGAUUGAUUUUGCAGAGGUUUCAAGACAUAACGAGAAGAAGAAAGUGGAAAUGACACUUUUGGAUCUCUAUUGUGGCUGUGGUGCAAUGUCAACAGGCCUUUGCCUAGGUGCCAACAUGGGUGGUGUUAAUCUCGUUACUAAAUGGGCAGUUGAUCAGAAUUCAAAUGCAUGUGAAAGCCUCAGAUCCAAUCAUCCCGAGACUGAGGUGCGGAAUGAAAAUGCAGAAGAUUUUCUGGCUCUUUUAAAAGAGUGGAAGAAACUCUGCGACUUGUUCCCCUUGACAGAUAAUGAGUCUUCAAAACAAGACGAUGAUGACUGUCCAAAUGAACAAAGUGAUGAUGAUGAUGGAUCUGAUGAUUCCGAAGUAUUUGAAGUUGAAAAAAUUCUAGCAAUUUGUUAUGGGAAACCAAAAGGGAGUAAGAAGAGGGGACUUCAUUUUAAGAUCCACUGGAAGGGCUAUGGGUCAGAUGAAGACACUUGGGAACCUCAAGAUGGUUUGGGUACUUGCAAGGAUGCGAUGAAAAAGUUUGUAAUUAAUGGGUACCGCUUCAAGAUUUUACCUUUACCUGGUGAUGUUGAUGUGAUUUGCGGAGGUCCCCCAUGUCAGGGAAUAAGUGGAUUUAAUCGUUUUAGGAACAAAAACGAUCCCUUACAAGACCUGAAGAAUAAGCAACUUACUGUUUUCAUGGACUUUGUAAAAUACUUGAAACCAAGAUUUAUCUUGAUGGAAAAUGUAGUUGACAUGUUAAAGUUCGCUGGUGGAUUUCUUGGACGAUACUCUUUAGGAUGUCUUGUUGGCAUGAAAUAUCAAGCACGAUUAGGUAUUAUGGCAGCUGGUGCUUAUGGACUGCCCCAAUUUCGAAUGCGGGUCUUCUUGUGGGGUGCUCAUUCUUCAGAGAAAUUGCCUCAGUACCCCUUACCGACACACAAUGUUGUUUUGAGGGGAUGUGGUCCAACUGAAUUUGAGGGGAAUGUUGUUGCUUAUGAAGAAGGUCGACGCGCUGAUCUCAAAAAGGAACUUUUGCUCAAAGACGCUAUUUCUGAUCUCCCACCUGUUGAGAAUGAAGAAGCGAGGGAUCAAAUGCCAUAUCAGAGUGAAGCUAUGACGGAAUUUCAGCAAUUUAUUAGAUUGGGGAAAGAUGAACUUUUGAGUUGUUCGGCAGCACGGUCUGAACCAUUGAACUGCUUUCUCUUUGAUCACCGUCCUCUUCGAUUGAAUGUUGAUGAUUAUCAGCGUGUCCGUCAAAUUCCAAAGAGAAAGGGUGCAAACUUCAGGGAUUUGAAAGGUGUUAGGGUUUGUGUUGAUAAUAAUAAAGUUGAAUGGGACCCUGAUGUUGAAAGGGUGUAUCUAGCUUCAGGAAAGCCUUUGGUCCCUAAUUAUGCAAUGACUUUUGUCGGUGGGACAUCAUCUAAACCAUUUGGCCGGUUAUGGUGGGAUGAGACGGUGCCGACGGUUGUUACAAGGGCAGAACCUCACAAUCAGGUUAUAUUGCAUCCGGAACAAGAUAGGGUUCUCACAGUGCGUGAAAAUGCUAGACUACAGGGUUUUCCAGACUACUACAAGCUAUUUGGCACUAUCAAAGAAAGGUACAUUCAAGUAGGGAAUGCGGUCGCAGUUCCUGUUUCUCGGGCAUUGGGAUAUGCCCUAGCUAUUGCAGCCCAGGGCUUAUCCGGGGAAGAACCUGUCUUUGCUUUGCCGGAGAAAUUUCCAAGAAUGCAAGCUGAGUUGCUUCCGGUUGUUGAGGAUUUUCUUUAGUUUCUGUAGUUCUGUAAAAACAUUGAGAUGUGAUCAAACUGGUGGUUAUUCUUGAAAUUUUCACCUUAUUCUUGGCCGUUGGGCCCUUUUUAGAAAUAUGCUUGCUGCUACUUCUCGUGGGUAUUCAUUUUAUUACUCA
This is a messenger RNA of Rhododendron vialii, 1977 nucleotides long. RefSeq names its product DNA (cytosine-5)-methyltransferase CMT3-like. The record is from RefSeq and is a predicted model, not a curated record. Gene Ontology annotation, molecular function: methyltransferase activity. The transcript is spliced from 15 exons. NCBI's taxonomy places the organism in Eukaryota, Viridiplantae, Streptophyta, Magnoliopsida, Ericales, Ericaceae. Gene Ontology annotation, cellular component: nucleus. Bases 132 to 1838 code for a protein of 568 amino acids.